AGUGCUGGAAACUCCAGGUCCCGGAGGCUGCAGAGCCCAGAGGCAGAGGGAGAGCGAGAGGCUCCUGCGCCAGCUCCCGCGCCGCGGGUGCCCACCAUGGAAGUGCAGUGAGGGAGCUCAGGAGCAAACUUCGGUUCCCCAGGCUCGGAAAGUUUCCUAUGUGACCCGCUCCUGUGCCAACAUGAAAGACGACUUUGCAGAAGAGGAGGAGGUGCAGUCCUUCGGUUACAAGAGAUUUGGUAUUCAGGAGGGAACUCAAUGUACCAAAUGUAAAAAUAACUGGGCACUGAAGUUCUCCAUCAUAUUACUAUAUAUUUUGUGUGCCUUGCUAACAAUAACAGUAGCCAUUCUGGGAUACAAAGUUGUAGAAAAAAUGGACAACGUUACAGGUGGCAUGGAGACAUCCCACAGAAGAUACACUGAGAAACUCUCAGAAGUGGAGAGUGGCCUGAAGAAAUUAGAUGACCAAACUGGACAAAAAGAUAUGAGCACUAACAAAGAACUUUCUAGCUUCAGAUCUGACAUUUUGGCUCUUCGCCAGCAGCUUCAGGAGAUUGCAGAGAAAACCACCAAAAACAAGGAUACACUGGAGAAGCUACAAGAUUCUGGAAAUGUAUUAGAUGACAGGCAGAGCCAAAUGAAAGGUGUCUUGGAUAGCAACUCUUUCAUGAUCAUCAGCGUCAAUAAAACUCUCCAAGCAUACACUGGCUAUAUCAACAAUCUCCAACAAGAUACAAGUAAUAUCCAAACAAAUUUGCAAAGCCAAAUGCAUUCUCAUAAUGUGGUUAUCAUGAAUCUAAACAACUUAAAUCUAACACAAGUUCAGCAAAGAAAUCUUAUCAGUGUUUUGCAGAGGUCUGUGGAUGAUACAAGUCAGGCUAUCCAAAGAAUCAAGAAUGACUUUCAAAAUCUGCAACAGGUUGUCCUUCAAGCACGAAAGGACACUGAUUGGCUUAAGGAGAAAGUGCAGAAUUUACAGAUGUUAGCAGUCAACAACUCAGCAUUGGCCAAAGCUAAUAAUGAUACACUUGAAGACAUGAACAGUCAACUUAGCUCAUUCAGUGGACAAAUGGAGAACAUCACCACAGUUGCACAAGCCAAUGAACAAAAUCUUAAGGAUCUGCAGGAGCAUCAUAAAGAUUAUGCGAACAGAACUUCUGCCAAGUUUAACCAGCUAGAAGAGCGCUUUCAGCUCUUUGAGACAGAUAUAGUCAAUAUCAUUAGCAAUAUCAGCUAUACUGCGCAUCACCUGCGGACACUGACUAGCAAUCUCAAUGAGGUUAGGACAACUUGUACAGACACCUUAAGUAAACACACAGAUGACCUGACUUUUAUGAACAACACACUAGCCAAUAUUCGUUUAGAUUCUACAUCUCUCAGGAUGCAACAGGAUGUGAUGAGAUCAAGAUUAGAUAUUGAAGUUGCAAAUUUAUCACUAAUUAUGGAAGAAAUGAAGAUGGUAGAUUCCAAACAUGGCCAACUCAUCAAGAACUUCACAAUACUGCAAGGCCCUCCAGGUCCAAGGGGACCUAAAGGUGAGAGGGGACCCCAAGGACCUUUUGGUCUCACUGGCCUAAAAGGGCAAAAAGGAGAAAAAGGUGAGCCAGGGCCACCAGGACCUGCCGGUGAAAAGGGCCCAGUUGGGCCAAUCGGGCCACCAGGAGAAAAAGGUGGGAAAGGUUCAAGAGGAUCACCUGGCUCCAAAGGUCAGAGAGGUUCUACUGGCAAGACUGGUCUGCCAGGACCUAAUGGAGACCCAGGACCACCAGGACCACCUGGCAAAGAUGGUCCUCCAGGUCCACCAGGUCCACCUGGAUUUCAAGGAUUGCAAGGAACUGUUGGCGAGCCUGGGGUACCUGGACCUCGAGGAUUGCCUGGUCUGCCUGGCAUACCAGGGCUGCCUGGGCCACCUGGGCCACCUGGGCCACCAGGUCCAGGGAUGCCUCUGGCACUGAAAAGUGAGCCAACAUCAAUACCUGAGGCUAACGGUUGUUCUGCUCAUUGGAAGAACUUUACAGAAAAAUGCUACUACUUUUCAUCUGAAAGAGAAGUUUUUGAAGAUGCAAAAGUUUUCUGUGACGAGAAGUCCUCACAUCUGGUUAUCAUAAACAAUAAAGAGGAGCAGCAAUGGAUAAAAAGACAGAUUGCUGGGAAAGGCAACUUCUGGAUUGGGCUCACAGAUUCAGAGCAAGAGAAUGAGUGGAGAUGGCUGGAUAGAACCUUACCAGAGUACACAAACUGGAAAAGUGGGCAGCCUGAUAACUGGAGUACUGGGCAAGGGCCAGGGGAAGAUUGUGCUGGAUUAAUCUCUGCUGGGCUCUGGAAUGACUUUCAAUGUGAAGAUGUUAACAGUUUUAUUUGUGAAAAAGACAUGGACAAAGCCUAGACACUUGGAUUGUAAUAGGCUGUGAAUUUACAGACACAAAUACAAAUUACUAAAAAAUCCUAUGGGACUUCAUCAUCUCCUAACAAAAUUGAAAAGGAAGCACUGAAAACUGGUUUAAUGCAAAAAAAGAAUUCAGCCGCAACUCAUCUUUGCCAUCUUGUGAUUAUUCAAGGAUUCUGGACCCACAGCAUAAUGCAUUUAUUGGAAAUGCAAUUGGACUGAAUCAGUUACAUAUUUUUGUCAACCAGUGACCAUACAAGUGUACAAGUUUUGUCUUCAAAAACAUGAAAUAUAGCAGUCUGAGUAAGACUCUUGGUCAUUGAGCUAUAGGAAAUACUUAUAAAGCUACAGUGUAAACACUACAUUUCAUUUGCUAAAAUCCCAAAUAUAGGAAAAUUAUACAGAUACACACAUAGUAUAUAGAUUUUAUAUAAAUAUAUAUAUAGUCAAGUUGUUAUCAAUAAUAUGGAAUAUACUUUUAAGAGCUUUUAAAACUUUGUAUUUUUGUACAAAAUAUUUGCUUUUUACAUUUGUUCUUUUUUAUUGUCUUUUUUUUUUUUUUUACAAAUAUAGUGCACAGAGGCCAAAGAAAACAGCAAAGGUACUAAUAAUAAUUCAGGCUGUUGUCAGACUUAGCUCUGCUCAGCUAUAGAAAAAUAUUUUCCAGUUUAAAAAAAAGGUUUUUUUCCCAGAUGAACCCCUCUGAUUAAAUAACUUUGAAGCUGAUUUUAGAUAGUAUUUUUAUGCAAGUCUACUCUGUGUGAGUAGCAGCUAAGUAGAUCAGGGACUAGAUAUUCAUGAUAGCAGUAAUCACAGCCACUGAACCAUCAAUGUACUUCUGUACUAUAUGGGUCAUGUUAACACAAGACACUGUGAUGUCUGCCUUACUUCCCUUCCUCUCUGUCUACAGAAAAAUAUCACAGAAUUAAAUCACUAGCUUUUUUAAAUGUUUUAAUUGUUCCUCAAUUACAAUGCAGUUUUUAGGAGCUCUGCCAUAACAGGUGCUGCUUACUACUGAAAGUCAAACUAAGAAGAUAUUAAAAGACAUUUAUAAAACAGAAACAAAAAAUUUGAGCAUAUUGAAAUGUGGUGGGGUUUUUAAAGCUGGAUUUUAAAAUGUGGUAAUAAAACAUGAUGUAUUCUAAAAGGUCAAGUCAACCUGCAUUUCUCUAAAAUGUUUUGAUAUAAAUUAAUCUUGUCACUUCCUUGGCCCCAUCCUUCCCUGCCAAAAAACUAGCAAAAUUAAGUAUGCCACUACCAGAAUUUAGUAUGGUUAAUGGAUGAUAUCACUGUCCAAACCACUUCCUCUAUAUCCCUAAAGAGCUGUUGCCUAGACAGCAGCAGCACAGCCUAUCUUAAACAAUAAAAAAAAAUAAGCAAACAGUUAAAGUUUAUUAGCAGAAUCCAUGUGAUUUGGUUUCUAUUUUGUGUAUUCUCUGAGGCCACAUGCUACACUAUCAUGCAUGUCCUUUUGUACCCUUUUGGAAGAGAGUUGUUUUUUUACUGCCUCGUGACCUCCAGUUUACCUUGGCUGAGUAUGGUUUAGCCUUUUGAAAUACUCCAGCUCUUCUGGAAGAAGACAAGAUUUUGUACUUCAUAUUUUUAGGCAUUGCUUAUAAAUGUAACCAAUUAGAUUUCCUUGCCUUACUGGCUCUAGAGCUCCCAGGGCCUAAAUUCCAUAUUCUCUCCAAAGUUAAUCCUCCUU
Molecule: messenger RNA, 4091 nt
Organism: Gopherus evgoodei (Goodes thornscrub tortoise)
Lineage: Eukaryota; Metazoa; Chordata; Testudines; Testudinidae
Gene: COLEC12
Product: collectin subfamily member 12
Exons: 10
Coding region: 182-2386 (734 amino acids)
Molecular function (GO): signaling receptor activity
Source: RefSeq, a predicted model, not a curated record